Molecule: messenger RNA, 12867 nt
Organism: Sorex fumeus (smoky shrew)
Lineage: Eukaryota; Metazoa; Chordata; Mammalia; Eulipotyphla; Soricidae
Product: cadherin EGF LAG seven-pass G-type receptor 3
Exons: 55
Coding region: 94-12621 (4175 amino acids)
Biological process (GO): cell surface receptor signaling pathway; G protein-coupled receptor signaling pathway; transmembrane transport
Cellular component (GO): plasma membrane
Molecular function (GO): secondary active sulfate transmembrane transporter activity; bicarbonate transmembrane transporter activity; G protein-coupled receptor activity
Source: RefSeq, a predicted model, not a curated record
GCAAACUCACACGCCCCAUUCAGCACCGCGGGCAGCACUUAAGCUCUGCCCUCACUAAAGAUGGCGCCAGCCGCUUCGGCAGCGUGAACUGUCAUGCGUCAUAGGUUGUACCAACGGGUUCGGGACUUCGGGGCGGAGGUGGAACGAACCAUUGCAGCGGCCGGAAGCCAUGUUGGAGCGGCGGGAGGCGGCGGCAGCGUCGGAGAUGCUGUGGUGGGGGCGGCAAAAGCUGAGGCCGCACGCCAGAGGGGUUCUGACCGCAGAGUAGAUGGUGCCCAGAGGGCGGUGGCGGAGCGGAGCGACAGGCCGAGAGGCGGGGGACAGGGGUGGCGGCAGGGGCCGGGGAGGGGGCCCGAGUGGCGGGGCGGGCCCAAGGCCUGGACCGGGGUGGAGGGUGGUGGAGGCCGUGUGGGGAGGCGGGGGGUGAUGGCGAGGCGGCCGCCGUGGUGGGGUCUCAGGGGGCCGACGAUUCCGGUACCGCUGCUCCUUCUCCUCUCUUUGUUCCCCCUUAGCCGGGAGGAGCUGAGGGGCGGCGGGCGCCAAGGUUGGGACCCGGGGGUAGCUGCUGCUACGGGGCCGGGGGCACGGAUCCGCGGCAGAGCCUUAGCUCUUUGUCCCGACCCUCCCGGCGUCCGGGAGGAUGGAGAUUCUGGGCUGGAGGUCAAGGACCCUGUUCUCGUGGGGCUCCGAGGUGGGGGCCAGAGCGCCCAGGGUGGCCCAGGACCCUCUGAGCCACCGGAAGUGAGGUUGGGGCCAGAGUACGGGGUUCAGACAUUAGGCAGUCGCGGGAGUGAGACCGGACGGGGACCCGGGUCUCCGUUAUGCUGGCGCCUGGAAGUCUCCUUUUGCGGGCGGUCCGGAACCUCACGAAGAGAGAGUGUGUCGCCAGAGGCUCUGUCCCCAGGUGUUGCAGGCUCGGGGAGCAGCUCGCCCUUCCCUUCGGAACUCCUGGUUCGGCCCCGUGGUUCCAAGCUGUUGUCCUUUCAGAGGAGUACUAGUAGGGGCGCUCCCCACAAAGUGGGACCCAUGCGCUGCUGCGGGGAAUUGUGGCCGACGGGGAGCAGAGGUCAGGGUGAGAGAAUCGUGACAUCCCGAACGGAGAGGACAGUUUCCCGGCCGGACUGUUCCCCCGGGGCUGGGGCCUCUGGUCCCGAGCCCGAUUCAGCACUGCGCAGAGCGAGAACAGCUCCCGCGCCGGGUUCAGCACCAUGCGAGUCGCGGACAGCUCCCGGGCCGGUGCCGGAGCGCAUGCGCUCCCGCGGGCUCUUCCGCCGCCGCUUCCUCCCGCAACGCCCCGGGCCGCGCCCCCCGGGAAUCCCUGUCCUGCCAGAACACUGGAGGUUGUCCCGGGAGAGCCGGGUCCGUUCCCGUCGUGCCACAAACCGCCACCCGCAGUUUUCUCAGUAUAACUACCAGGCGCUGGUGCCCGAGAAUGAGGCGGCGGGCACCUCGGUGCUACGCGUGGUGGCGCAGGACCCGGACGCGGGCGAGUCUGGACGCCUAGUCUACUCGCUGGCUGCGCUCAUGAACAGCCGCUCGCUGGAGCUGUUCAGCAUCGAUCCGCAGAGCGGCCUCAUCCGCACGGAAGCCGCUCUGGACCGCGAGAGCAUAGAGCGCCACUACCUGCGUGUGACGGCUCAGGACCACGGCUCGCCGCGCCUCUCGGCCACCACCAUGGUGGCCGUUACAGUGGCUGACCGCAACGACCACGCGCCUGUGUUUGAGCAGGCGCAGUACCGGGAAACACUACGCGAGAACGUGGAAGAAGGCUAUCCCAUACUACAGUUGCGUGCUACAGACGGCGACGCGCCCCCCAAUGCCAACCUGCGUUACCGUUUCGUGGGACCUCCGGCCGCGCGCGCCGCAGCUGCUGCAGCCUUCGAAAUUGACCCGCGCUCGGGCCUCAUCAGUACCAGCGGCCGCGUGGACCGCGAGCACAUGGAAAGCUAUGAGCUGGUGGUGGAGGCUAGCGACCAGGGUUUGGAGCCUGGGCCUCGCUCUGCUACCGUGCGUGUGCACAUAACUGUGCUCGACGAGAAUGACAACGUGCCCCAGUUCAGUGAGAAGCGCUAUGUGGCACAGGUGCGGGAGGAUGUGCGCCCCCACACGGUGGUGCUGCGCGUCACGGCCACCGACAGGGACAAGGAUGCCAAUGGACUGGUGCAUUACAACAUCAUUAGCGGAAACAGCCGCGGCCACUUCGCCAUCGACAGUCUCACAGGGGAGAUCCAGGUGGUGGCUCCUCUGGACUUUGAGGCAGAACGAGAGUAUGCCUUGCGUAUCCGGGCUCAGGACGCAGGCCGGCCACCACUGUCCAACAACACGGGCCUGGCCAGCAUCCAGGUGGUGGAUAUCAAUGACCACGCUCCUAUUUUUGUCAGCACACCUUUCCAGGUUUCUGUCCUGGAAAAUGCCCCGCUGGGCCACUCUGUUAUCCACAUUCAGGCAGUGGAUGCAGACCAUGGGGAGAAUGCCAGAUUGGAAUACUCCCUAACUGGUGUUGCACCUGAUACACCCUUUGUGAUCAACAGUGCCACUGGCUGGGUCUCUGUGAGUGGUCCCCUGGACCGUGAAUCUGUAGAGCAUUAUUACUUUGGUGUGGAGGCUAGGGACCAUGGCUCACCUCCACUCUCAGCCUCAGCUAGCGUCACAGUCACAGUUCUGGAUGUUAAUGACAAUCGACCUGAAUUCACAAUGAAAGAAUACCACCUACGGCUGAAUGAGGAUGCAGCUGUGGGCACCAGUGUGGUCAGUGUGACCGCAGUAGACCGUGAUGCCAAUAGUGCCAUCAGCUAUCAGAUUACAGGUGGCAACACCCGGAAUCGCUUUGCCAUCAGCACCCAGGGGGGUGUGGGUCUGGUGACACUGGCUCUACCCCUGGACUACAAGCAGGAGCGCUACUUCAAGCUGGUGCUAACGGCGUCUGAUCGUGCCCUUCAUGACCACUGCUAUGUGCACAUCAACAUCACCGACGCAAACACUCACCGGCCUGUCUUCCAAAGUGCCCACUACUCAGUAAGUGUGAAUGAGGAUCGGCCUGUGGGGAGCACUGUGGUGGUCAUCAGUGCCUCUGAUGAUGAUGUGGGGGAGAAUGCUCGCAUCACUUAUCUCCUAGAGGAUAAUUUGCCUCAGUUUCGCAUUGAUGCAGACUCAGGAGCCAUUACACUGCAGGCUCCUCUGGACUAUGAGGACCAGGUGACCUAUACCCUGGCUAUCACAGCUAGGGACAAUGGCAUUCCACAGAAGGCAGAUACCACUUACGUGGAAAUAAUGGUCAAUGAUGUGAAUGAUAAUGCUCCUCAGUUUGUGGCCUCUCACUACACAGGAUUGGUCUCUGAGGAUGCCCCACCUUUCACCAGUGUCCUCCAGAUCUCAGCCACUGACCGUGAUGCGCAUGCCAAUGGCCGGGUCCAGUAUACUUUCCAGAAUGGGGAAGAUGGGGAUGGAGAUUUUACCAUUGAGCCCACCUCUGGCAUUGUCCGCACAGUGAGGCGGCUGGAUCGGGAGGCAGUACCAGUAUAUGAACUGACUGCCUAUGCAGUGGACCGGGGUAUGCCCCCAUUGCGGACUCCAGUUAGCAUUCAGGUGACUGUGCAGGAUGUGAACGACAAUGCACCAAUCUUCCCAGCCGAGGAGUUUGAGGUACGAGUGAAGGAGAAUAGCAUUGUGGGAUCAGUGGUGGCCCAGAUCACUGCAGUGGACCCUGAUGAAGGCCCCAAUGCCCAUAUAAUGUACCAGAUUGUGGAGGGGAACAUUCCGGAGCUGUUCCAAAUGGAUAUCUUCUCUGGAGAGUUGACAGCACUCAUUGACCUGGACUAUGAGACUCGUCAGGAAUAUGUGAUUGUGGUACAAGCCACCUCGGCCACUCUGGUCAGUCGGGCCACUGUGCAUGUCCGCCUGGUUGACCAGAAUGAUAACAGCCCUGUGCUCAACAAUUUCCAAAUCCUCUUCAACAAUUAUGUCUCCAACCGCUCAGACACCUUCCCCUCGGGCAUUAUUGGGCGCAUCCCAGCCUAUGAUCCAGAUGUCUCCGACCACCUCUUCUACUCCUUUGAACGGGGCAAUGAGCUGCAGCUGCUGGUAGUCAACCAGACCAGUGGGGAGCUUCGACUCAGCCGCAAGCUUGACAACAAUCGCCCGCUGGUGGCUUCCAUGUUGGUGACUGUCACAGAUGGCUUGCACAGCGUGACAGCUCAGUGUGUGCUGCGCGUGGUGAUCAUUACCGAGGAGUUAUUGGCCAAUAGCCUGACGGUGCGCCUGGAGAACAUGUGGCAGGAACGCUUUCUUUCACCCUUGCUGGGCCACUUCCUGGAAGGCGUGGCUGCCGUGCUGGCCACCCCCGCGGAGGACGUUUUCAUCUUCAACAUCCAGAACGACACGGAUGUGGGCGGCGCUGUGCUGAACGUGAGCUUCUCUGCGCUCGCACCCCGUGGGGCCGGGGCCGGCUCUGCGGGGCCCUGGUUCAGCUCCGAAGAGCUCCAGGAGCAGCUGUACGUGCGCCGCGCAGCGCUAGCCGCCCGCUCGCUCCUGGACGUGCUGCCCUUCGAUGACAACGUGUGCUUGCGGGAACCCUGCGAGAACUACAUGAAGUGCGUGUCUGUGCUGCGCUUUGACUCCUCCGCGCCCUUCCUGGCCUCGGCCUCCACGCUCUUCCGGCCCAUCCAGCCCAUAGCGGGUCUUCGCUGCCGCUGCCCACCUGGCUUCACCGGAGACUUCUGCGAGACAGAGCUGGACCUCUGCUACUCCAAUCCGUGCCGGAACGGGGGGGCCUGCGCGCGGCGCGAGGGAGGCUACACCUGUGUGUGCCGCCCGCGCUUCACCGGAGAAGACUGCGAACUGGACACGGAAGCUGGACGCUGUGUGCCUGGCAUCUGCCGCAACGGGGGCACCUGUGCAGAUGGACCUGAUGGUGGUUUCCGCUGCCAGUGCCCGGCGGGCGGCGCCUUUGAAGGCCCACGAUGCGAGGUGGCAGCACGCUCCUUCCCGCCCAGUUCCUUCGUCAUGUUCCGUGGCCUGCGGCAGCGCUUUCACCUCACACUGUCCCUCUCGUUUGCCACGGUGCAGCCGAGCGGGCUUCUCUUCUACAAUGGACGCCUGAAUGAGAAGCACGACUUCCUGGCCCUGGAGCUGGUGGCCGGACAAGUUCGCCUCACCUACUCCACAGGCGAGUCUAACACGGUGGUCAGCCCCACAGUUCCAGGGGGCCUGAGUGACGGGCAGUGGCACACAGUGCAUCUGAGAUACUACAACAAGCCCCGGACAGAUGCUCUAGGGGGUGCGCAGGGCCCCUCCAAGGACAAGGUGGCAGUGCUGAGCGUGGAUGACUGUGAUGUGGCCAUAGCCCUGCGGUUUGGUGCUGAGAUUGGCAACUACUCCUGUGCAGCCGCUGGCAUGCAAACAAGCUCCAAGAAGUCCCUGGACUUGACGGGCCCUCUGCUCCUGGGUGGUGUCCCCAACCUCCCCGAGAACUUCCCUGUGUCCCACAAGGACUUCAUUGGCUGCAUGCGGGACCUGCACAUAGAUGGCCGCAGAGUGGACAUGGCGGCCUUUGUUGCAAACAACGGCACCACAGCAGGCUGCCAGGCCAAACUGCACUUUUGUGACUCAAACCCCUGCAAAAACAACGGCAUCUGCUCAGAGCGCUGGGGAGGCUUCAGCUGUGACUGCCCCGUGGGCUUUGGGGGCAAAGACUGUCGGCUCACCAUGGCCCAUCCCCACCGCUUCCACGGCAAUGGGACACUUAGCUGGGACUUUGGAAACGACAUAGUUGUGUCUGUGCCAUGGUACCUAGGCCUGGCAUUUCGGACACGGGCGACACAGGGGGUCCUGAUGCAAGUUCAGGCUGGGCCACAUAGCACGCUCCUCUGUCAGCUGAAUAGGGGGUUGCUGUCCGUGACGGUGACCAGGGGCUCGGGCCGCACUGCCCACCUCCUCCUGGACCAGGUGACUGUCAGUGAUGGCCGGUGGCAUGAUCUGCGGCUGGAGUUGCAGGAGGAGCCAGGUGGCCGACGGGGCCACCAUAUCCUCAUGGUUUCACUGGACUUUAGCCUCUUCCAGGACACCAUGGCAAUAGGGAGCGAGCUGCAAGGCCUGAAGGUAAAGCGGCUCCAUGUGGGAGGCCUGCCCCCCGGCAAUGAUGAGGUUCCUCAGGGCCUGGUUGGCUGCAUUCAGGGGGUGUGGCUCGGCUCCACGCCUUCGGGGUUCCCGGCCCUGCUUCCCCCCAGCCACCGAGUGAAUGUGGAGCCUGGCUGUGCUGUGACCAGUGCUUGUGCGUCUGGGCCGUGUCCACCCCACGCUGACUGCCGAGACCUCUGGCAGACCUUCUCGUGCACCUGCUGGCCAGGUUACUAUGGCCCAGGCUGUGUGGAUGCCUGCCUCCUGAAUCCAUGUCAGAACCAGGGCUCCUGCCGGCACCUUCCAGGAGUGCCACAUGGCUACACCUGUGACUGUCCAGGUGGCUAUUUUGGGCACCACUGUGAGCACAGGAUGGACCAGCAGUGUCCGAGGGGCUGGUGGGGGAGCCCAAGCUGUGGCCCCUGCAACUGCGACGUUCACAAAGGCUUCGACCCCAACUGCAACAAGACAAAUGGGCAGUGUCACUGCAAGGAGUUCCACUACCGACCCCGGGGCAGCGAUUCCUGCCUGCCUUGUGACUGCUACCCCGUGGGCUCCACCUCACGUUCAUGUGCACCCCACAGCGGGCAGUGCCCCUGCCGCCCAGGAGCCCUUGGUCGUCAGUGCAACAGCUGUGAUAGUCCUUUUGCAGAGGUGACAGCCAGCGGCUGCCGGGUGCUCUAUGAUGCCUGCCCCAAGUCCCUGAGAUCUGGUGUGUGGUGGCCCCAAACCAAGUUUGGCAUCUUGGCCUCAGUGCCCUGUCCUAGGGGGGCCCUUGGAUUGCGGGGUGCAGGUGCUGCCGUGCGGCUCUGUGAUGAGGACCGGGGGUGGCUGGAGCCAGACCUUUUCAACUGUACCUCCCCCAUCUUUCGAGAUCUCAAUCUGCUGCUGGAUGGCCUGGAACUGAACAAAACAGCACUGGAUACUAUGGAGGCCAAGAAGCUGGCGCAGAGGCUACGGGAGGUGACUGGCCACACUGACCACUACUUCAGCCAAGAUAUCCGAGUCACAGCCCGCCUGCUGGCCCACCUGCUGGCCUUUGAGAGCCAUCAGCAGGGCUUUGGGCUGACAGCCACUCAGGAUGCCCACUUCAACGAGAAUCUGCUGUGGGCUGGCUCCUCACUGCUCGCUCCAGAGACUGGGGCCCUGUGGGCAGCGCUGGGGCAGCGGGCCCCUGGGGGCUCCCCUGGCAGUGCAGGGCUGGUGCAGCAUCUUGAGGAAUAUGCAGCCACACUUGCCAGGAACAUGGAACUCACGUACCUGAACCCCGUGGGGCUGGUGACGCCAAAUAUCAUGCUCAGCAUUGAUCGUAUGGAGCACCCCAGUCCAGCGCGGGGAACCCGACGCUACCCUCGUUACCACAGCAACCUCUUCCGGGGCCAGGAUGCCUGGGACCCCCACACACAUGUGCUACUGCCUCCCCAGUCCCCCCGUCCGUCACCCCCUCAAGUUCUGCCCACAAGUAGCAGUGACUUGGAAAACAGUACUUCGAGUCCGGCGCCCCCACCAGCCCCUCUGGAGCCUGAGCCUGAGCCCAGGCUCUCCAUCGUCAUCCUCCUCGUUUACCGCACUUUGGGGGGGCUGCUUCCUGCCCAGUUCCAGGCUGAGCGCCGGGGCGCCAGGCUUCCUCAGAACCCGGUGAUGAACUCCCCUGUGGUCAGCGUGGCUGUGUUCCAUGGACACAACUUCCUGAGGGGCGUCCUGGAGUCCCCCAUCAGCCUGGAGUUCCGUCUGCUGCAGACGGCCAAUCGGAGCAAGGCGAUCUGCGUGCAGUGGGAUGCGCCUGGCCCGGCGGACCAGCACGGCAUGUGGACAGCACGGGACUGCGAGCUGGUGCACAGGAAUGGGUCCCACGCACGGUGUCGUUGCAGCCGGACAGGCACCUUCGGGGUCCUCAUGGAUGCCUCCCCCCGUGAGCGGCUGGAAGGAGAUCUGGAGCUGCUGGCGGUGUUUACUCAUGUGGCCGUGGCCAUGUCCGUGGCUGCGCUGCUGCUAACAGCAGCUGUCCUGCUGAGCCUGCGCAGCCUCAAAUCCAACACGCGUGGCAUCCAUGCAAAUGUGGCAGCUGCUUUGGGGGUGGCGGAGCUCCUCUUCCUGCUGGGAAUCCACAGGACCCACAACCAGCUGCUGUGCACUGCCGUGGCCAUCCUCCUGCACUACUUCUUCCUCAGCACCUUCGCGUGGCUUCUGGUGCAGGGGCUGCAUCUCUACCGCAUGCAGGUGGAGCCACGCAACGUGGACCGCGGUGCCAUGCGCUUCUACCAUGCUCUGGGCUGGGGAGUCCCUGCUGUGCUGCUGGGCCUUGCUGUGGGCCUGGAUCCUGAGGGCUACGGGAACCCAGACUUCUGCUGGAUCUCCAUUCACGAACCCCUCAUCUGGAGCUUUGCAGGCCCCGUUGUCCUUGUCAUUAUGAUGAAUGGGACUAUGUUUCUCCUUGCUGCCCGCCUGUCCUGCUCCACUGGGCAGAGGGAAGCCAAGAAGACCUCUGUGCUAACCCUCCGAAGCUCCUUUCUGCUCCUUCUGCUGGUCAGUGCCUCCUGGGUUUUUGGCCUCCUAGCAGUCAACCACAGCGUCCUAGCCUUCCACUACCUCCACGCUGGACUCUGUGGGCUCCAGGGCCUGGCUGUGUUGCUGCUCUUCUGCGUGCUGAAUGCUGAUGCCAGAGCUGCCUGGACUCCAGCCUGUCUGGGCAGGAAGGCAGCGCCCGAGGAAGCCAGACCAGCACCAGGGACGGGCCCUGCGGCAUAUAACAAUACAGCCCUAUUCGAGGAGAGCGGCCUGAUUCGCAUCACCCUUGGCGCCUCCACCGUCUCCUCCGUGAGCAGUGCCCGCUCUGGCCGGGCCCAGGACCAAGACAGCCAGCGGGGCCGCAGCUACCUCAGGGACAAUGUCCUGGCUCGACAUGGUUCGGCUGCCGACCAUACUGACCACAGCCUCCAGGCUCAUGCUGGCCCCACUGACCUGGACGUGGCCAUGUUCCAUCGAGAUGCCGGUGCUGACUCGGACUCCGACAGUGACCUGUCCCUGGAGGAGGAGCGGAGCCUGUCUAUCCCCUCCUCGGAAAGCGAGGACAACGGCCGCAGCCGGGGGCGUUUCCAGCGUCCACUCCGCCGUGCUGCCCAGAGUGAGCGGCUCCUCACCCACCCCAAAGAUGUGGAUGGCAAUGACCUCCUGUCCUACUGGCCAGCACUGGGGGAAUGCGAGGCUACUCCCUGCGCCCUGCAGACCUGGGGCUCCGAAAGGCGCCUGGGGCUGGACGCCAGCAAAGACGCAGCCAACAACAACGCCCCUGACCUGGCCCUGACCAGUGGAGAUGAGACCUCGCUGGGCCGGGCCCAGCGUCAGAGGAAGGGCAUCCUGAAAAACCGACUGCAGUGCCCGCUGGUGCCACAGACCCGCGGGGCCCCCGAGUUGUCCUGGUGCCGAGCUGCCACGUUGGGCCACCGUGCUGUGCCCGCUGCCUCCUAUGGGCGCAUUUGUGCUGGAGGGGGCACAGGCAGCCUAUCACAGCCCGCCAGUCGCUACUCCUCCCGAGAACAGCUGGACCUGCUCCUCCGGCGGCAGUUGAGCCGGGAGCGGCUGGAGGCGGCCCCCACCCCGAGCCUGCGCCCCCUGAGUCGGCCUGGCUCUCAGGAACACCUGGACACAGCUCCAGGCCGUCUGGAGCCCAGGGACCGGGGCAGCACCCUCCCACGAAGGCAGCCCCCCAGGGAACACCCUGGCACUCUGGCCGGCCGUUUUGGGUCACGGGAUGCCCUGGACCGAAGCGCCCCUUGUGAGUGGCUGAGCACACUGCCCCCUCCCCACAGUGUCCGGGACCUGGACCCACAGCCCCCGACUCUGCCCCUGUCUCCCCAGCGACAACUCUCAAGGGACCCCCUUUUGCCAUCCCGGCCCCCGGAUUCUCUGUGCAAGAGAUGGAACUCAGGGGAGCAACUAGACCUUGUGCCUAGCCGGCACCCCUCACGAGAGGGCCUCGGGCCACCCCCACAGCUGCUCAGAGUCAGGGAGGACGCAGCCAGUGGCCCAAGCCAUGGCCCCUCCACAGAGCAGCUGGACAUUCUCUCCUCUAUCCUCGCUUCCUUCAAUUCCUCGGCGCUCUCCUCCUCCGUGCAGUCCUCCAGCACACCCUCGGGCCCUCACACCACAGCCACGCCUUCUGCCACGGCCUCUGCACUUGGGCCCUCCACGCCCCGCUCUGCUACAUCUCACAGCAUCUCGGAAUUGUCGCCAGACUCAGAAGAGAGGGACACACAGGCCCUGUUGUCUCCUACACAUGCAAUGGAGCUAAGGAAGCGAGAUUACCAUGUGGAGCGACCUCUGUUGAACCAGGAAGAGCUGGAUGAGCUGGGGAAUUGGCACCCAGUGAAGAAGACCCUCCAGUGGAGAACCUGGUUCCAGUGUUCGCAUGCUCGAGCCCGAGCUCUUCUGUUGCGACGCAUCCCAGUUUUGAACUGGCUCCCUCGGUAUUCUGUUCGUGAAUGGCUCCCGGGAGACCUACUCUCUGGCUUGAGUGUGGGCAUCAUGCAGCUGCCUCAGGGCCUAGCCUACGCCCUUCUGGCUGGGCUGCCCCCCGUGCUUGGCCUCUACAGCUCUUUCUACCCUGUCUUCAUCUACUUCCUGUUUGGCACAUCCCGACACAUCUCUGUGGGGACCUUUGCUGUCAUGUCGGUGAUGGUGGGCAGCUUGACGGAGUCCCUGGUUCCUGACAACAGCUCCAACAACACCAUCAGUGACGAAGUAACGAUGAAGCGAGUGGAGGUAGCCUCCACUCUCUGCAUUCUGGUGGGCUGCUUCCAGUUGUUCCUGGGCCUGAUCCAAUUUGGCUUUGUGGUCACUUACCUGUCAGAGCCUCUGGUCCGCGGCUACACCACAGCAGCCUCCAUUCAUGUCUUCGUCUCACAACUCAAAUAUGUGUUUGGCAUCCAUGUGAGCAGCCAUUCUGGACCUCUGUCCCUCAUCUAUACAGUGCUCCAGGUGUUCGAGAAACUCCCUGUCAGCGUGCCUGGAACCGUGAUCACUGCUGCUGUGUCAAUGGUGGUGCUUGUGAUAGUGAAGAUGCUGAACGACAAGCUGAGUGGGCGCCUGCCUGUACCCAUCCCUGGGGAGCUGCUCAUGCUCAUCGGGGCCACGGGCAUCUCCUAUGGCUGUAACCUGAAGGACAGAUUUGAGGUGGAUAUUGUGGGCAAAAUCCCUAUAGGGCUAGUAGCCCCAAAGGUUCCCAAUCCCGAGUUAUUCGUGAAGCUCUUGGGAAACGCCUUCACCAUCGCUGUGGUGGGGUUCGCCAUCGCCAUCUCUCUGGGGAAGAUCUUCGCCCUGAAGCAUGGCUACCGCGUGGACAGCAACCAGGAGCUGGUGGCCCUUGGCCUCUCCAACUUUGUUGGAGGCUUCUUCCAGUGUUUCCCAAUCAGCUGUUCUGUGUCUCGGAGCAUGGUACAGGAAGGCACUGGGGGCAACACACAGGUUGCUGGAGCCCUCUCCUCUCUCUUCGUGCUUGUUGUCAUACUCAAACUUGGAGAACUCUUCCAUGAUCUACCCAAGGCCGUGCUGGCCGCCGCCAUCAUUGUGAAUCUCAAGGGCAUGUGGCUGCAGUUCAAUGACAUCUGCUUCCUCUGGAAGACGAACCGAGUGGAUCUGAUGAUCUGGCUGGUGACCUUUGUUGCCACCACCCUGCUGAACCUGGACCUCGGGCUGGCAGUGGCAGUCGUCUUUUCCCUGAUGCUCAUGGUGAUUCGCACACAGAUGCCUCAUUACUCUGUCCUGGGGCAGGUGGCGGACACGGAUAUUUACAGAGACAUGGUUGAGUACUUGGAGGCGAAGGAGAUCCCAGGCGUGAAGGUCUUUCGGUCCUCUGUCACCCUGUACUUUGCCAACGCUGAGCUCUACUGUGAUGCCCUGAAGAAGAGGUGUGGUGUGGACGUCGACUAUCUCAUCUACCGGAAGAAGAAGUUGGUGAAGAGGGAGAAGCGGAAGCUAAAGCAACUGCAGGAGAAGCAGCAGGAGCAGGGCACUCUUGAUGUCAGUACCAACAUCAACAUUGAAGACACUGAGUAUAACAGUGUGGAGGGCGCCAAGGCCAAGGAGGUGCAGCCAGAGACAGAGACACAAGAUUCUUCGGAGCCCACAUUGCCUGUGGAGCCCUCGGACUCAAUGGUGCCUGGCAGUGCCAAAGCUGACAAGGCCUGGACGGUGCCAACCCUGAAGUCCUUGGGCCUGCCUCAGCCGGACUUCCACAGCCUCGUCCUGGACCUGAGCACCCUAUCCUUCGUGGACACUGUGUGCCUUAAGAGCCUGAAGCAUAUUUUCCACGACUUCCGGGAGAUUGAGGUGGAGGUGUACUUGGCUGCCUGCCACAGCCCGGUGGUGGCUCAGCUGGAAGCCGGGAACUUUUUUGAUGCCUUCAUCACAAAACAGCGUCUCUUUGCCACUGUCCACGAUGCCGUCCUCUUUGCCAUCCAACACGCACCGGGACACUCUACCAGCACAGUUGCGGCCACCAAACUGUGACCCUGCUUUCACCUGCCUGAGACUGCCCCCUGCAAGAAGACGGGAUGGGGCACUCACGAGAGCCCCUCAGCCCUGGGCUGCCUCCAAGGAGUCACCGAGGAGUCCCCUCCUUAUACACACACAACUCAGGGACAGGGGUGGGACUUGAGUUCAGUAUCCAAGCCUGGGAGGGGGCUGGGCCCAGGCAGGCACUGGCCGGGGCAUGACUCCAUGUAUUCGUAUUCUCAGCCUCAGGAAUAAAGAUUU